Andrographis paniculata is the source of this 1848-nucleotide messenger RNA. Its product is annotated as GDP-mannose 4,6 dehydratase 1. The transcript is spliced from 2 exons. The record is from RefSeq and is a predicted model, not a curated record. Lineage: Eukaryota; Viridiplantae; Streptophyta; Magnoliopsida; Lamiales; Acanthaceae. The coding region runs from base 36 to 1133 and encodes 365 amino acids. Gene Ontology annotation, molecular function: GDP-mannose 4,6-dehydratase activity. Gene Ontology annotation, biological process: GDP-mannose metabolic process.
UUCUACACUUCCCAAAGCACAACAAACCCCCUUCAAUGGCCGCCGCCGCCGACACAACUCCGGCCGGAUCUGAGAAAUCCGACAAUGCGCGCAAAAUCGCCCUGAUCACAGGGAUCACUGGGCAGGACGGAUCGUACCUGACGGAAUUCCUCCUUAAAAAGGGUUACGAGGUGCACGGGCUGAUCCGUCGAUCCUCCAACUUCAACACGCAGCGGAUCAACCACAUCUACAUCGACCCCCACAACGCCCACAAGGCCCUCAUGAAGCUCCACUACGCCGACCUCACCGACGCCUCCUCCCUCCGCCGCUGGCUCGACACCAUCCGCCCCGACGAGGUCUACAACCUCGCCGCCCAGUCGCACGUCGCCGUCUCCUUCGAGAUCCCCGACUACACCGCCGACGUCGUCGCCACCGGCGCCCUCCGCCUCCUCGAGGCCGUCCGCUCCCACAUCGCUGACACCGGCCGCUCCCACAUCAAGUACUACCAGGCCGGCUCCUCCGAGAUGUUCGGAUCCACGGCGCCCCCCCAAUCGGAGACCUCCCCCUUCCACCCCCGCUCCCCCUACGCCGCCUCCAAGUGCGCCGCCCAUUGGUACACCGUCAAUUACCGCGAGGCCUACGGCAUCUUCGCCUGCAACGGGAUCCUCUUCAACCACGAGUCCCCCCGCCGCGGCGAGAAUUUCGUGACUCGCAAAAUCACACGCGCCGUCGGCCGGAUCAAGAUCGGCCUCCAGAACAAGGUGUUUCUCGGCAAUCUGCAGGCGUCUCGCGACUGGGGGUUCGCCGGCGACUACGUGGAGGCGAUGUGGCUGAUGCUGCAGCAGGAGAGGCCCGACGACUACGUGGUGGCGACGGAGGAGUCCCACACGGUGGAGGAGUUCCUGGCAGUGGCGUUUGGGUACGUGGGGCUGAAUUGGAAGGACCACGUGGCCAUCGACAAGCGCUACUUCCGGCCGGCGGAGGUGGACAACCUCAAAGGGGACGCCAGCAAGGCCCGGAGGGUCCUGAAUUGGAGGCCCCGGGUCGGGUUCGAGCAGCUGGUGAAGAUGAUGGUGGACGAGGACAUUGAACUGGCCAAGAGGGAGAAGGUUUUGGUCGAUGCAGGCUACAUGGAUGCCCAGCAGCAGCCCUGACCCUGACCCGGAUCCGGAUCCUGUUUGGAUAUCUUGCAGAUCUUGUAGUGAGAUUAGGAUCUGCAUAUCUGUUCUUGAUAACCUGGAUGGGAUGGAACCUCCGUUAUGGAAAUUCGAAGAGGGAGAGGUCGUAUACAUUUGCCCUUUAGCGCCGACACUACAUGUAAUAACUGAUCAUGUGAUUUAAGGGGUGUUAGGUGAAAUUCGCGUUUGGAUAUAAGAUGUUGGAUAUUGAUUUAUGUCACCAUGUUCGGAUCAUUUAGGUUCGGUCGGAAGUUUAGCCAAUCUGCAUUUUCGAAUCGGAGGUCGCAUUUACGAAUCAUAGGUGCGGAUUUUCACGUUAUCAUAAAAAAAUACUGAUAUAAUUUCUAUGUUGGUUUAUCUUCUUAAUGUUGAAUUCAUCUUAAUAAUUCAAUCCAAGAGUUCUUGAUUGAAUCAACAUGGUUUCUAGACAAUCCCAGCACAACUUCUCAUUCCUGUAUUUCUAAUACCUAAUAUUUGGACCUUUUUGGACAAUCAAUAGCAUUCCUUUAUAAAUGUCCAAAACUUAAAAACUUAAGUUAUUUCUACUUGACUAAUAAAAUACACCAUUUUGAUUUGGGAACGAUAUAGUAAAACUUUCUUCGUCUAAUAAAUUUUUUAUUUGUUAUUUUAAUAUAUACAAAUUAAAAUUAAAAAAAAAAAAAAAAAAAAAAAAAAAAGACAUUUUCCAUAU